Molecule: messenger RNA, 1168 nt
Organism: Manihot esculenta (cassava)
Lineage: Eukaryota; Viridiplantae; Streptophyta; Magnoliopsida; Malpighiales; Euphorbiaceae
Product: gamma-glutamyl peptidase 5
Exons: 4
Coding region: 132-872 (246 amino acids)
Cellular component (GO): cytosol
Source: RefSeq, a predicted model, not a curated record
CAAAUAGAGCCAGGAGGAAACUCCCUUUCCUUCCUCUAUUAUUCUCUUUAAAAGUGAAAGCAUUUUAGAGAGGGAAAGAGGCAUUUUAGCUAGGAGAAGUCGUUUGGGUUUCAAGAAAGGAAACUGUGGAGAUGGGUGGAAAGAAAUUUGCUGUCCUUCACUGUGCAGAAGAUUCUGAGUAUGUGAAGAAGAAGUAUGGAGGGUAUUUUGGGGUGUUUGUGAGAAUGCUGGGGGAGGAAGGAGAAACAUGGGAUGUUUACAAAGUAGCUUGUGGAGAGUUUCCUGAUGAUGAUGAUGAGAUUAAAUCAUUUGAUGGAUUUGUCAUCACUGGAAGCUGCAGUGAUGCUCAUGGAAAUGAUGUUUGGAUCAGAAAGUUAUUGAAUCUGUUGAAUAAGUUGGUUUCCAUGAAGAAGAAAAUCCUGGGAAUUUGCUUUGGACACCAGAUACUGGCGCGUUCACUGGGAGGGAGAACUGGCCGUGCCAUCUCUGGAUGGGAUAUAGGAGUCACAGCCAUUCAUUUCCCAUCAUCAACAAAACUCUUCUCAUCAGUGAAAGUGCCUGCCUCGCUAUCUGUGAUCGAAUGCCACAGGGACGAGGUCCGAGAACUCCCACCAGAAGCAGAGGUGAUUGCAUGGUCUGAUAAGACUGGGAUUGAGAUGUUCAUGUAUGAAGAUCACAUCAUGGGAAUCCAGGGUCAUCCCGAGUACAACAAAGACAUCCUCUCUCAUUUGGUUGAUCGACUCCUUCAACGUAAUCUUAUUGUGGAAUCAUUUGCUGAUGAGAUCAAGGCAAAUUUAGAUGUACAAGAGCCAGACAGGGAGGCAUGGAGGAAGCUGUGCACCAAUUUCCUCAAGGGAAGAUUACCAUUAUAAGAAAAUUUCCAAGAAAAAGAAUAAAGAGAAAGUUGGGGGACUGGAAUGUAAAUAAUGAGAAAUGGUGAGCAUGUUUAGGCCAAAUCACAGUUUGGAUUAAGGGGGAUUUAGUUAUUAAGUUGGGAUUAAAUUAACUGUUGGCGUUUUCUUUUUAGUUAAUGUGAAAAAUGGUGAUUUGGCAUUUUGGCAAGUGGGGAUUAAUUGAGGAUUAACUUCUUCUAAAAAAAAAAUUACCAAGUUAUAUUUUUAUGUGAAGAAAUUCUCAGUCAUUAAAUUUAAAUUUGAUGGUUGAUUUA